Messenger RNA from Hibiscus syriacus, 1629 nucleotides. Its product is annotated as disease resistance protein RPS5-like. The record is from RefSeq and is a predicted model, not a curated record. Gene Ontology annotation, molecular function: ADP binding. The transcript has 5 exons. NCBI's taxonomy places the organism in Eukaryota, Viridiplantae, Streptophyta, Magnoliopsida, Malvales, Malvaceae. Bases 64 to 1629 code for a protein of 521 amino acids.
CAGGAACGUUUCUUUGCUAGUUCUCUCCGGUCAUCAUCUCCGAACAAAUUUGUCAGAAGAGCCAUGGACUUUGUUCUGAAUAAGAUUAAUAAGCACUUGGACAAUCACAUGAGCUUUGAUCAGCAUAUGAAGGACCUUAAAAGGAAAUUAAAAGAAUUGAAUGGUACGAAGAAAGAUACGGAAUCUAUAAUGAGAACAGAGCUGCAGCCAAGGAAGAAACUCAAGGCGGAAGUCCAGAUAUGGUUGGAAAAUGUUGAAAGACUCAAUGGCGAAGUGCAAGACCUUGAUGACAGAAUCGGUGAAAGUAGUGCUCUUACACGGGGAUUUCACACAGAAGAUGUGUCAAAGAUUACAAAGGAAGUUGAAGAACUUAUUAUUCAACAUGGUAAGUUUCAUGGAGGUUUGGUGGUUGACAAUCCUCAAUGGAUCGGACAAGUUUUAUCGACAAUAAGUUUAUCAGGUGAAGCUGUAAAGGCCUGUGUUAAAGAGAUUUGGCAGUGCUUGAUGGAUGAUGGGGUUCGAAAGAUUGGAGUUUGGGGCAUGGGUGGCGUGGGGAAAACAAGCAUCAUGAAGGUUAUAAACAACCAACUCUUAAAAGAGACGGGGAAAUUUGAAAUUGUGAUUUGGAUCACUGUAUCCAAAGAGGUGAGUAUUGUUAAACUGCAGAAAGACAUUGCAAGUAGAAUUGGAGUAGAAUUUUCUGGUGAUGAAGAUGAAACUACAAGGGCAGGGAUGAUCUUUGAAACAUUGUCUCAGAAGGGUAGGUUUGUGAUGAUCUUGGAUGACCUAUGGGAGAAGGUUUCACUUGAGAGAAUAGGAAUCCCUGAACCGUCUGCGGGGAGUAAAUUGGUGUUGACAACUCGAUCAUCUGAUGUGUGUCGACAAGUGGGUUGUAGAAUGAUUAAAGUAAAGCCUCUAACGGAAGAAGAGGCAUGGACGUUGUUCUUGGAGAAGGCGGGUCGUGAUAUUCUCAAUAUUCGAGGGGUGAAACCAAUUGCAAGAUCAAUUGCUAAGCGUUGUGCAGGUUUGCCCUUGGGAGUAAUUACUAUAGCUUCUUGUAUGAAGGGCAUUGAUGACAUUUCAGAAUGGAGGAAUGCACUAAAAGAAUUAAGUCUACGCAAAAAGAGUGUUAAUGGAUUCGAAGAAGAAGUGUUCCAACAAUUACAAUUUAGUUUUGAUCGUUUAAAGAAUCCAAAACUUCAAGAUUGUUUCCUCAGUUGUGCAUUAUAUCCGGAAGAUGAGGAAAUUGAAGAACGAAGUCUUAUUCAACUUUGGAUCGCAGAAGGGCUUGUGGAAGAAAUGGAUAGCAUGCGGGCAGGGUUUGACAGGGGUCGUGCAAUAAUGAAUAGACUCAUCAGCAAUUGUUUGUUGGAAGUUUUUACUCAUUCUGAAAAUGAAAGAACUAUAAAGAUGCAUGAUCUUAUAAGGGACAUGGCAUUACAUAUUGCAGAAUCUCGAGUCCUGGUAAAAACUGGCAUGAUGCUUGAAAAAAUACCAGAUGUGCAAGAAUGGAGCAAGGAUCUAGAGAAAGUUUCGUUGAUGAGGAAUCAGUGGUUAUAUAUACCUUUAGAAAUGUCACCCCAAAGUGUCCCAGGCUCACAACAUUGUUGUUGUCUCAUUGCAAUAUAG